Helianthus annuus (common sunflower) is the source of this 1443-nucleotide messenger RNA. The record is from the annotation of a RefSeq genome assembly. NCBI's taxonomy places the organism in Eukaryota, Viridiplantae, Streptophyta, Magnoliopsida, Asterales, Asteraceae.
AUGAAAAGAUGGUGGUUAAAUUCGAUGUUAUUUAAGAAGGAGUUCGAACACAGAUGUAGGCUAAGUAAAUCAACGAGCAGUCUUGGUCCUAUUGAAAAUGCCAGCGAAAGUAAAGAUCCGAAUAUAAAUGAUACGGAUAAAAACAUUCAGAGUUGGGGUGGUCAUGACAAUUACAGUAAUGUUGAUCUUUUUUUUGGCGUCAAAGACCUUCGGAAUUUAAUCUCUGAUGAUACUUUUUUAGUUAAAGAUAGUAAUGGGGACAUUUAUUCUUUAUAUUUUGAUAUUGAAAAUCAUAUUUUUGAGAUUGACAAUGAUCAUCCUGAACUAGAAAGUUCUUUUUAUCGGAAUUCUAGUUAUCUGAAUAAUGGAUCUAAGAGUAAGAAUCCCGAACACGAUCCUUACAUGAAUGAUACUCAGUAUACUUGGAAUAAUCACAUUAAUAGUUGCAUUGACAGUUAUCUUCAGUCUCAAAUCUGUAUUGAUAGUUACAUUGUAAGUGGUAGUGACAAUUCCAGUAAUAAUUACAUUUCUAGUUCCAUUUGUGGUGAAAGUGGAAAUAGUAGUAAAAACGAGGAUGCCAGAACGAGUGAUCCAAUUAUACGAGAAAGUUCUACUGAUCUGGAUGUAACUCAAAAAUACAGGCAUUUGUGGGUUCAAUGCGAAAAUUGUUAUGGAUUAAAUUAUAAGAAAUUUUUUAAAUCAAAAAUGAAUCUUUGUGAACAAUGUGGAUAUCAUUUGAAAAUGAGUAGUUCAGAUAGAAUCGAACUUUCGAUCGAUCCGGGUACUUGGGAGCCUAUGGAUGAAGACAUGGUCUCUCUGGAUCCCAUUGAAUUUCAUUCGGAGGAGGAGCCUUAUAAAAAUCGUAUCGAUUCUUAUCAAAGAAAGACAGGAUUAACCGAGGCUGUUCAAACAGGCAUAGGGCAACUAGACGGUAUUAACGUAGCAAUUGCGGUUAUGGAUUUUCAGUUUAUGGGGGGUAGUAUGGGAUCCGUCGUCGGGGAGAAAAUUACCCGUUUAAUUGAAUACGCUACUAAAGAAUUUCUACCUCUUAUUAUAGUGUGUGCUUCCGGAGGGGCACGCAUGCAAGAAGGAAGUUUGAGCUUGAUGCAAAUGGCUAAAAUAUCUUCUGCUUUAUAUGAUUAUCAAUCAAAUAAAAAGUUAUUCUAUGUACCAAUCCUUACAUCUCCUACUACCGGUGGGGUGACAGCUAGUUUUGGUAUGUUGGGGGAUAUCAUUAUUGCUGAACCCAAUGCCUACAUUGCCUUUGCGGGUAAAAGAGUAAUUGAACAAACACUGAAUAAAACAGUACCCGACGGUUCACAAGCGGCUGAGUAUUUAUUCCAGAAGGGCUUAUUCGAUCUAAUCGUACCACGUAAUCCUUUAAAAAGCGUUCUGAGCGAGUUAUUUCAACUCCACACUUUCUUUCCUUUGAAUCAAAAUUAA